Molecule: messenger RNA, 645 nt
Organism: Prunus armeniaca (apricot)
Lineage: Eukaryota; Viridiplantae; Streptophyta; Magnoliopsida; Rosales; Rosaceae
Source: the annotation of a GenBank genome assembly
AUGAGGCGGCCACUCUACCUGGAGGGGCAGAUCAAUGAUGUGUUUAUACGGAGGGCUUUGGUAGACACGGGUUCUUCUGUCAACAUUUUGCCUCUGUCUGUACUUACAGCAGCUAGUAUUCCACUAUCCAAGAUCGUGCAGUCCCAGACAAGCAUUAGCGGCUUUGGGAAUCAAAGUGAAGUUACAGUUGGAUACAUGCAAGUAAAUUUGAAGGUAGGGCCAAUCCAGUCACUUACCAAGUUCUAUGUGGUGGACGUAGAUGUGGCUUAUCACACUUUGCUGGGAAGGCCAUGGCUCAACAAGCAUAAACUGGUGGUCUCUACUUACCAUCAAUGUGUAAAAGGGAGGAUUGGGCUAAGGCCACUUCGUAUACCUAGGAGCCAAGCACCGUUCAACCAAAAUGAAGCUCACUACUCCGAGGCAGAGUUCUACACUGAAUGCACAGGCGCCGGAAGCAACCCAUCCAAGGAUUUUGGGACUUACCUGCCGUCGUGGACCGAAAUUCGUGAUCUAAGCAACGAGGAGCUCAUAACCAUCGUUGAUCGAGAAAGAAAGAGACACUCGGAGGUCAACAACCAUGCAUAUGAUCAUCCUCAAUGCUCAAAGGUGACGUUGCCAGAUGGACGCACUGUAUACCGCUUAUGA